AUGCGGAUCCAAAGCCUCUUGUUCAACGCUGCCACCUUCUACUCGCUCUAUCUCUUCGCCGUCCACAUCACAGGCGCCUCCGGCGCCGCCAUCGGCGAUGUAAGCAGCGACGUUCUACGGUGCGCGAACGGAAAGGAUGUCUGCCCCAGUGGAUACACGUGCUGCGGCCCACUUCGCCCAGGCAUCGGCGGCGUGUAA
This is a messenger RNA of Coprinopsis cinerea okayama7#130, 198 nucleotides long. RefSeq lists its product as hypothetical. The record is from RefSeq and is a predicted model, not a curated record. Bases 1 to 198 code for a protein of 65 amino acids. The transcript is spliced from 4 exons. NCBI's taxonomy places the organism in Eukaryota, Fungi, Basidiomycota, Agaricomycetes, Agaricales, Psathyrellaceae.